Molecule: messenger RNA, 868 nt
Organism: Diachasmimorpha longicaudata
Lineage: Eukaryota; Metazoa; Arthropoda; Insecta; Hymenoptera; Braconidae
Exons: 4
Coding region: 75-443 (122 amino acids)
Source: RefSeq, a predicted model, not a curated record
GCAAUCUCCUAUUUCUCGCUUGCCAUCCGUGCAGUUAACGUCAGAGGCCACGCAAUAGUGAAAUAAUUGCAAAAAUGAGCGAAAGGGAAAGCCGUGAGAAUGCCUCGCUCUCUGGCUCACUACCUCCAGCACAAAUGGCACCAGCCGAAGUGGCACCAGUCCAAGUGGCACCAGUCCAAGUGCCUCCAGCCCAGAUGCCACCAGCACAAGUGCCACCAGCACAAGUGCCACCAGCACAAGUGCCAUCAGCCCAGAUGCCACCAGCACAGGUCCGCAGCAGUCUGCUGCAAAUUCCCCACGGCUACCGUCGUACGGAUCAUAUCCAUCGGCUGAUGGAGAAUUUGCAGCAACAAAUGGAUGUUCUGCAAAGGCAGGCUGAAGAAGCCGAUAAAGAGGAUGGACGAGGAGCAGGACAACAAGAGAUCGGACGAGGAAGAGAGUAAUGGGCAGGACGCGGAAGAGAACAAGGAGCUGGUGGAGGAAGAGGACAAGGGGCAGGGCGAGGAAGCAGGGGACCAGAGAGGAAGAAUCGAGGAGGAAAAAAAAGGAGAAGCGGGAUGCAGCCUAUUGGAAAUCACAAUAUUUUCAAUCCAGGAAUGAUCGUCCAGGUCCUCCACCUCCUCCUGGAGUAGGUCAAGGCAUGUUUGGCAAAGGCUCAGUGUUUUAUUUCAAUUGUGGAUAAAAUACUGAGUCUUGCUUUUAUUAGCUCCUACCCUCUCUGAUAUCAUAGCAUAUUUUUCAUAUUUUCUUAGAUCCAAGUUUUCAUAUCUAUAUAUUAAGGCGCCUCACCAGUAUUAUAAAUUAAAUGGCUGAGCGAAUGGAUUCCUUUGCGUACUUGAACCUUAAAUACUUUAAAUUUAGUUAGUUA